AUGCUUACCUCCACCACACCUCAGACCCCUCGGCUUUCCACCCCGUCAUACCCGCAUGACAAAGGGCGGUUCAAAAUUAUCAUCGCGUACUGGUUGGUUCUUAUAGCUGCGGGACCUGCCUGGUGGGUCCUAACUACAGUCCAACGCCUUCCGUUACCGGAGGUUCGAGUGAAGGAAGCAAGUUCUCAAUCGGUCCGAAUACCCAUUGAUGUCAAUGUCGACGUUACUGACGGGUUAUGUGACGCGACUAUGCUGGCGGCCAAGUUGCAGAUUAGUUGGGACAAAAGUCAUGGUACAGAACUACACGACAUUUGGAAUGUACUAGACGUUCGAAUAGGUGCACUUGGUUCUCAUCGCCCAGAUACGUUCCGUACUACUUACAACGUUACUGUUCGGUAUGGCUAUGACGAUGACCCUGCAAUUGUGCACGACCGUUCCUUUGAAUUAUUCAGCCGCAGUGGAUGUAACGAGCAACUUGUGGGCAAAGUGACCUCAUCUUUGAGAGCUCUUCUGGCGCCACCAACCCAAAACACGGAACUUCGAGUUGCCCAGUAUUCUCCAAAAUAUAGGCUCGCUUUUAGCCUACUCAAUGAAGACGCUGCUUAUGGAGGUGCUAUUUCUGGAUGGUCAGUCGAAACGGCCAUUAAAGAGUACCUACAACCUACCUUGGAUGAACUCAAUAUCCUUCACAACUUUACGAUUGAAAGUCAGGUUCAAUUUUACGCACCUCUGACAACCGAACCGAUUGCGGCUCAAGAUGGUUAUGCCCUCAACCAAGAACAACUUACAAUAUUUGUCAACUCGGCAGAAUGGACGUUGUCUUCGAGUGUCUCGAAUGACCCUGUUUUGCACUUUGUUCUCUUCGUCCCAUCUCUUGCUAGGCGACCGCUGUACAUACAGGAUGUUCAAGGGAAAAUAACCCAGUUUAACUCGUUUCUUCUUCCACAAUGGGGCGGAGUAGCUAUCAUGAAUCCCAAGUCUGACGGAACGGCCAAUUCAGUGUUGACGCUCCAGGACCUUAGACCGAUUUUCCACAUCUUCAGGAAACAACUCGAGGGAUUACUGGGCGUUCCUGUGCUCCCUCCUCCCGUCGGCCUUCAGCUAGAUCGGCAGAUUGAAAAUAUGCCUAUUGGACUGAGCGUGAGGAAUGACAUAUUGAGUGCGCUUGAGGAAUUAUCCCAGACUCACAAUGCUACUCACCCAGCGCAAACGUUGACUCACUCGGCGUUGUCGCUCCAAUUUGCAAGCCGGGCAUUCUUUAAUCCCAGUAUGGUUGGACUUCUAUACUUUCCUGCCGAGCACAAGUAUGCCGUAUACACGCCUCUAUUUGCCCCUAUCGCCGUACCGCUGGUGGUGUCUGUAAUCAGGGAACUGAAGUCUAGACGUAAGGGUGUGGCCUCGACGGGAAGGUCGAGACCCAAGGCCGAGUAG
This is a messenger RNA of Rhizoctonia solani, 1431 nucleotides long. Its product is annotated as GPI transamidase component PIG-S. The transcript is spliced from 9 exons. NCBI's taxonomy places the organism in Eukaryota, Fungi, Basidiomycota, Agaricomycetes, Cantharellales, Ceratobasidiaceae. Gene Ontology annotation, cellular component: GPI-anchor transamidase complex. The coding region runs from base 1 to 1431 and encodes 476 amino acids. The record is from RefSeq and is a predicted model, not a curated record. Gene Ontology annotation, biological process: attachment of GPI anchor to protein.